AAUUCUGGUGUUGAAUAUAUUUUGGCUAAUAUAAGUCAGGAUAUCAAUAUAUUGAAUAAUUACAAUUCCAGCUUUCCUCACCAUUACACAACUUGAGGCUAAUGAGAAUUGUAAUAUCUUGAAGGCUAUGACUAAUUCUGGGUGACAUUUCUCUCUAUACCAUAUAUGCUUGCAGGCUAUUGCUAGAUUUUGGUUAAAUAUUUUCAUAAUAUAGUAGUGGCUGCUGCUCUCAUUUCUUCUUACAUCCUCUUUCCUGGCAUUACAGUGUCUAACAUUCCAAGAAAACAUUGGUCAUUAAUGUAAAUAUACUUCUGCCAAAUACUUCAUCUAAGAAUACUCCAGAAUCUUUCUUGCGUUGUUUUCAAUUACUUGCCCUCAAGGUCCUAACAUUGCAACUAUGCUCCUCCUAAUAUAGAUGUGGAUGGGGUAUCUUGUUAUGUAAUUUGUAACACAGUUGUCACUGAGUAGUAUUAGCAACUACAUGUUUCUUAUGUGGCAUGCAAAUGAUUCACAGACUUAUGUCCUCUGAAAUAUGUACUCUUGGUACAGGGGGGAAAAUGAAGGCUAUGUUGUAAUGUUAUCAUAAUCUGAAAUAGCUUUCCAUAAACUUUUGUCAUCUAGAUUCAUUGGAAUUACUCUGAUGACUGGAACUACUAUAGAACCGCUCAAAAGAAGAGUUGUAAAUUCACAAUCAGCCUUCAGGCAGGCGUGUAGGACUACAAUGACAGCUACAACCCUAGCCAGCAGUGGACAGAAACUUUCUAAUACCAAAGAGGAAAGGAAGUUAAGAAAACCUUUGAUUGAAAGGAAGCGAAGGGAGAGGAUUAACAAUUGUUUGGACCAGCUCAAAGAAACAGUUGUUGGAGCCUUUCGGCUUGAUCAGUCAAAAUUUGAAAAAGCAGACAUCUUGGAAAUGACAGUAAAACAUCUCCAGAAUAUCCAGCACAACAGAAAUAUAGCAGAUUCUAAAAUGGGUCUUGAAGCUCGGCAGAGGUACAGCACUGGAUAUAUUCAGUGCAUGCAUGAAGUUCACAACCUCCUCCUGACCUGUAACUGGAUGGACAAGACACUUGGAGCACGGUUACUGAACCAUCUGUUGAAAUCCUUACCCAAAUCCAAUGACGAGACUUGCAAGAAGGACCUGAACCCUUCCACUCCAGUGAAUGGCAAGGGAAAUACAACAGGGUCUAGCCAAUCUCAGGAUCAGAUGUAUCCAACUGAAGUCAAACUGGGAUUGAAAAAGUCAUUUCAGCCACAACCGUCAUCACGAUGUAAUCGGUAUGAGUUGCCACAUCCCAGGGAGAUUUUGCAGCCUCAUUUCGCACAUAAUGGUGUUAACAUGGCUUCAUUGGAUAUGUGGAGACCAUGGUAAAAAUUCUUGGGCUGGGGGAAUUCUUUCUAAUUUUAGACCCUCUUUUAUAUGUAUCUUAUAGAUAUGUCUCUUUAAAACACUUUUUGGAGCAAGUCUGCUCCGGCAGGUGUACUAAAGACCAGGGUACUUCAAGCCGGAGGAAAUCUGUAUGUAGCCUGCAUUGUAGAAGGCUGCUAUUAUAUUGUAUUUAUUGAAUACAUCUAAAUUAUUUUACAGAAUCUUCUUUGUGGCUGCUUAGUAUACAGCAUAUGAUAUGUAAAAUUCCUUUUCCUAUAUUAGAAUUAAUGGAUUAAUAAAAAAUAGAAACAAGUGCAAGCCAUUGUCAUCUGUCUCUGGUUUUUAUGAUAAUUUUUUUAAACUCUCUUUAAUACAUACACCCUUCUCACUCAACCUCCGACCCCG
Molecule: messenger RNA, 1774 nt
Organism: Pseudonaja textilis
Lineage: Eukaryota; Metazoa; Chordata; Lepidosauria; Squamata; Elapidae
Product: transcription cofactor HES-6-like
Biological process (GO): regulation of DNA-templated transcription
Molecular function (GO): protein dimerization activity; DNA binding
Source: RefSeq, a predicted model, not a curated record